Messenger RNA from Branchiostoma floridae (Florida lancelet), 4731 nucleotides. RefSeq names its product solute carrier family 15 member 2-like. The transcript has 24 exons. Gene Ontology annotation, molecular function: dipeptide transmembrane transporter activity. Gene Ontology annotation, biological process: transmembrane transport; oligopeptide transport. The record is from RefSeq and is a predicted model, not a curated record. Lineage: Eukaryota; Metazoa; Chordata; Leptocardii; Amphioxiformes; Branchiostomatidae. Gene Ontology annotation, cellular component: membrane. Bases 297 to 2531 code for a protein of 744 amino acids.
UUUCAUGGUGUUUGUCCUAACGUCAGGAGUCACAAGAUGUGCAAGUACAAAGGGUAAAAGGUAGCCUAACGUUGUUAUAAACUUGUCAGCCACGAGCUAUGGGAGUUCAAAGUCUCAAACCACGUGAUUAGAAUAGACUAAGUCAUGCAGGGAGCCGACAACAAGUGAGGAGACUCUGUGCCUGUCCAACCUGUUGAACCAGAAAGUGUCUUCCUACCGGCCUGAAAAGGCUUUCUGCAAGACAACAAGUGACCUGACUUCAACUCGGACAAGAAACCGCGCUCUAAGAAAGCACGAUGUCCAAUGGUGAUGAGAAAGGAGCCAGUGACAGCAGUGAAGGCAGUAAUGGCAAUAGUUUGAAAAAGCCCAACAACAGCAAACAUGCAACCCCAGAAUCAACACUGUUGAAAGGUCCUCCUGCUGAAGAACCAGGAGGGAGUGGUAUUAAGAACUUCUUCACCAGAAAUGGACAGUUUCCUGGCUGUGUCUACUUCAUUGUAGGAAACGAGUUCUGUGAAAGGUUUUCCUACUAUGGCAUGAGAGCUGUUCUGAUCCUGUACCUGACCCAGUUCCUUGGCUUUGAUGACGACGUGGGUACAGGGCUGUACCAUGCCUUUGUCAUGCUGUGUUACUUCUCACCACUCCUUGGGGCUAUGGUAGCUGAUGGCUGGCUAGGCAGAUACAAGACCAUCUUGUACGUGUCCUUGUUCUACGCAGCAGGAAAUAUCAUCAUGGCCAUCACAGCUCUGCCUCCGCUGGGGGCGCCCGAACGAGCUGGACCCCUGAUAGGCCUGCUGGUGAUAGGGUUUGGCACUGGUGGGAUCAAACCAUGUGUGUCUGCUUUUGGGGGAGACCAGUUCUCAGCCGACCAGGACAGAAUGCGACAACUCUACUUCUCCAUGUUCUAUUUCUCCAUCAAUGCUGGCAGCCUACUGUCCCUCUUCCUGACUCCAAUCUUACGCAGUGAUGUCCAGUGCUAUGGAGGAGACUGUUAUCCUCUAGCAUUUGGAGUCCCAGCAGUCCUGAUGUUGGCCGCAGUUUUGAUUUUUGUGGCUGGCUCGAGUAUGUACAAAAGAAUUCCACCAAGUGGGAACAUCACUGGAUUGGUCUUCAGAACAGUAGGGAGUGCAUUGAAAAAUAGGAUAACCAGCAAAAGUGGAGAGAAGAAAGACCAUUGGCUGGACUGGGCUUCAGACAACUAUGAGAGAGACUUGGUUGAGGACAUCAAGAAGGUGGUUCAUGUUAUUGUCCUGUUCCUUCCACUCCCUGUGUUCUGGGCACUGUUUGACCAACAGGGAUCCAGGUGGACCUUACAAGCAGAGAAGAUGGAUGGAAAUCUGGGUCCACUUGGGCGUCUAAAACCAGACCAGAUGCAGUUCACCAAUGCCCUGAUGAUCCUGGUCUUCAUCCCUAUAUUUGAAGGCAUUAUUUACCCACUGUUUGCCAAGUGCAACCUUCUGGUCAAACCUCUUCAGCGGAUGGGGGCUGGUAUGCUGCUAGCAGCUGCUGCAUUUGUCAUUGCAGGUUUUGUUGAGCUAAGACUGGAGAAUGCAGAGAUAGUAGGACCCCCUGUUGACAAGGCUGAUCUGCGUAUCAUCAACAUUUCCCCGUGUGACUUGAGUGUACAGGGGCAGAACAACUACAACCUCACCCUUCCGUUUGCUGAGGCCUCAGGCUACCAGAGACUGGAUGCAGGCAGCCAGGACCUGACCUUCACCUGUGCAGGGUUCCCUGACCUCAGCUCGACUGUGAACUUGAAGAGCCAGACUACCCACACUGUGGCUGUCGGGGUGCAGAAUGGGGCACUUAAGGAUGUUCAGAUCUCUGAUGUACAGAAAAGACCAACAAAAGCUAUCAGUCAAGUCCGGUUUGUGUACAUGUUGGAAGAGGUCCUGGGGAACAAUGCCAGCAUCAUCUUAGAGGGGACCAAAAAGUACACCCUGUCUGGUGUGGAGGGGUUUUCUGCUACCAACCUCACUGACAUAGAGCCUGGCAGUUACCGUGUCCUGGUGCCUCACAAUGACAGCAGCCAUGAGAAGGUUGCCCAGGAACUUGUGGUGAACACUGGUGGAGUGUACACGGCCUUGCUCAUGCUCAACAACAGCCAGUCAAGUCUGGCGACAUUCCAAGACAUCAGCCCCAAUGAUUUGUCCAUGUUGUGGCAGAUCCCACAGUACGUGGUGAUCACUGCAGGAGAGGUCAUGUUUUCUAUCACUGGCCUGGAGUUCUCAUUCUCACAGUCUCCUGAGUCCAUGAGAUCAGUGCUGCAGGCUCUCUGGCUGCUGACUGUGGCUUUUGGGAACCUCAUCACCUUCAUCAUCGCCAAUCUGAACCUGUUUCCUCAACAGUCCUCUGAGUUCUUUUUCUUUGCUGCCCUGAUGGUUGCUGUGGACAUCAUAUUUGUCAUACUAGCAGUGCGCUACAAAUAUGUGACUCCAGCACGAUCCAGGGAGGACGAUAAGGUAGCCAUAGUCCGAGAUAGCGAGGGAACAGCGAUGGUAAUGUCCGCUACUGACGUUGAUUCUGACUGAGGAAUUUUAUCCUUGAGUUGACUUAGUCAAAUACAAGUAGAAUAAGAUGAUGAUUAUACAUCCAGGUAAUACGAAUUACAAUACCCGAGCAACUUGACAAAAAUUAUCCAGUGCUUGCGUAACUUUUGUAUUGUGUGACUUAGUCUCUUUAUUGGAACACGUCAGAUGUUAUAAUUAUUAGAAUGUAAAAAGUGUUGUACUGAGAUUUCUUCAAAAGACUACGACAUCUUGUACUUCAUCCCUUAUGUGACAUCUGCCUUUUAAAUUUGAAUACCUCAUCUGAAACAAUAAUGACACAGUUGGUGUCAAUAGGGGAAAAUAUAGAUAUGCAAAUUUUGGGGAAAUUAAUUAUUAAAUGUACUAGUGAGUGCCUUAACUUGUGGAAAUGCCAAACAUGCCAAAACCUGCCUUGUUCAGAGUUUUGUAAUAGCUCAGAAUUGCAUAGAGUAUUUAUCAGGUAGACUGGGUCGACUUGCAAAAAAUGUUGUAGCCAGUUACAAUCCUGAAAAAAUGUGGGUCAUUUGGUAGGGUCUCUCUCUCAAUUUUUUUUAGAUCUUGGCUAAAGUAAUCCAGGAAAUAUUGUAGAAUUGAAAUGCAUCAGGCACAGGUAUUUCCAACAUAAUAUUGUACAAUCAUAAGUAUUUCAGUAAACUAAGCAAAAAGUACAAUAUCUACUACACAAUCUUACAUCAGUUGUCAUUCAAAGUCUUGUGAAAUAAAGGAAGUCUGAUUUGAAUUUCGUCACUCAGAUGUCAGCUCAAAAAUUUGUCCCUUGCCAGCAGCCAACCCAAAAAAAGGAUUGGGCAGGCAGUUUUUUGCUAGGGUCCGUUGGGUAACCAAAAACAUGCAAUUUUUUUCCUUGGCCUUGUAGAUACUAGUAUGCUUCAAGGUGGGUGGGGGCUGGGGUGCAGUUGGAUGAGCACAAGGGGCUACAAUGUACAUGUUAUAAUGUUUUACUAAGCUUUGAUGAGGAAAGGUUCCAUGUCUCACCACAUUGGAAUCAGUGAUGUUUUUUAAGUGCUAUUUUGGGAAAACAUGUACUAAUAUUUUAGCCCAAAUCCCAAUUACUCUUCAGAAGGAAUUGUGAACUCUUGCUUGCUUACUUGCUUAAGUCGAGUCCAUCCAGUCUCGAGCUGUGAACUCUGAAUGAUUUAAAUCAUGUACUGUCUAAUAUGAUAAGGAGUUGGAUUAUAGUGAAUUUGUAUUGUUUUUUAUUACUUGAAUACCACAAAGAUGCAUAGUGGCUCAGUGCAAUGUAAUUCUGUAAGAGGUCGUCAAAGAUUGGCUUCAGUGUGUGCACGUGCUACUGAACUGUAUUUCACUGUGAGAAGAUCUACUGGUACUAUGAUAUAUACAAUUCAUGUUUAAUGUGAACCGGAUGCAGUUAUAUAUAUUCUUUGUGUAUUACAUGUAUGUAAUGUAUUGGAAAAAUGAGUUUCACUAUUGUCUUGGACAACACUUUAAGUGCUUGUGUCACUAUUGACACUAAAAAACAACAGUUCCUGAUUAUAAGCAACAAUCAUUAGUGUUAUUCAAUGAACAAGGACUUUCUAAAGUCAUAGAUCAUUGAACAUCAAAUCUUACACCAAAGGACCAAAUAAUUUAGGAAAGCUAGCUUUUGAUGGAUGCUGUUUAAUUAUAUUUCACUCCAUGCCACAGGUACAGGAAGGAGAUAUAAUGUUUUUAUUGUGUUAAUGGCUGUACCAGGUAUUGUAGAAUCUAGAGUUCUGAAUUUUGUGUGUUGUUCAUCUUCUUUGAUUCCAUUUUUUUCUAAAUCAUACAAUCAAGUUGCAACAGAGACUUUCGGACUGUUGUGACAAUUAUCACUAUUGGGAACAAAUUGAUCAAUAUUGUGAGAAACCAGCCAAAAAGUAUGUGCAUGUACACAAUGUACAUUUGUAGUACUAUUUUUGUGAUCUGUGUGAUUAGCAUGGUACACUGCCGAGGGCAUUGUUGAGGCUCAACAAAAAACUUGAAAAAUGCUGCAAGCUUCCAAAGAACACUGGAUAUAAAUCUCAGUGGUAUUUUAGACAAUUCAAUGUACUGUUAAGAAGUUUAAAAGAUUUCUAGAGGAAAUGUGGCAGUGAAAAAUCUAAUAUAAACUGUGUAUGUUUUAUGUCAGCACUGCAUUGGCGAGUGUAUGUUGUUGACCAUGCAUGUAAGCAAAACUUUGUGAAAUAAACAUUGUGUCUACAACAUA